AUGCCAGCACAAACACGCCCCAUUGAGAAGAUCGCCAAGGCUACUGCCCAAUGCUCUGUUGAAGCUGCGGCAUACGGUAAAUGUGUUGUUGCGGACUACAGCACUGUGCACAAGGACAUGUGUGCUAAGGAAUUCCUGCGACUAAAAGACUGCUUCUUGGUAAGUGGGAUUGAGCUACCAUUUGCCCUGGAACAACAAGCUAACACAUUGCAGGCUGCGUCUAAGAAGGCUUGA
Messenger RNA from Penicillium chermesinum, 234 nucleotides. RefSeq lists its product as uncharacterized. Lineage: Eukaryota; Fungi; Ascomycota; Eurotiomycetes; Eurotiales; Aspergillaceae. The record is from RefSeq and is a predicted model, not a curated record. Gene Ontology annotation, biological process: mitochondrial respiratory chain complex I assembly. The coding region runs from base 1 to 234 and encodes 77 amino acids. Gene Ontology annotation, cellular component: mitochondrion. The transcript has 2 exons.